Molecule: messenger RNA, 5184 nt
Organism: Lachancea nothofagi CBS 11611
Lineage: Eukaryota; Fungi; Ascomycota; Saccharomycetes; Saccharomycetales; Saccharomycetaceae
Source: the annotation of a GenBank genome assembly
AUGCCACAAGAUGCGAGUGUUGAGUUCCAGGGAUCUCGAAACGGCCAGGUUUGGGUUUAUGACGGAUGCGUUGUGGAGUGGAAAUGGGGUUCGAAAACACUACGAAGAUUCGAGUUUCGAGGCGAAACCGUACUCGAGGCUGGGUUCGUCGAUUUCGAAUCCGUAAAGGAUUGCCUUGUGAUAGUACUGGAAGAUCGAGCUCAGGUAUAUUAUGUUUCGAAGGGCGACUCGACUACUGUUAGCUUCCCAUUCUCCGUUUCCAAAGCAUUUUUCCAUGCGAAUGGUGUAGUGUUGGAGCGCAAGAUCGUAGACUAUCAAUUGAUCAGUCAGUCAAGACCUACUUCCUCUGGUAUCAAGCAUCGCUUUAUAACGCUUUCCGAUCCAUUGAACCUAUUUGGAUCGUUAGUCAUAUCAUCUAACUUACAAGAACUAGAGUCCAGACUCACGAUUUUGCACUUUCCGCCUACUUGGGAUCAACAUAUCGGUGUGUUAUACGACAGCAGUACCCGGGGGCUCUCUUUUUACAAUUCCAAGAUCUUAACAGCCCUCAAAAACUCUUCGGCGUCAAGCUCCCACAAAGAUCCAGCUUUUAAGAAUAAAGAGUCUCAAAGCAAAGCCUACGGCGCACUUGCUAGCGAAUUAGGUGGAUCCUAUGGCGCCAAUGAAAAGAACGCAAACGGUACUGCCAAGAGAACCUCAUCUGUCGGACAUGGUUCUUUAGCGUCAUCAUCAUCUUCUGCUCCUUUCAACAACGCUGUCAAUACUGCAAACUCUCUUUCAACAGAACUUACUAAUAACCUCCGUAAGAUAUCCAUCAUGAAUCGAAGAUCAGUAUCGGCAACAGUCGGACCUGAUCCUGAUCAACCUCAACAGCAACAGCAACAACCGAACAGUAAUUCGGGCCACACAGGAGUGGAUUCUAUAAAGAGAAGUGCUUCUGCUACGUUGGACAGAAUGGUUUCUGGUAGUGGCCUUGAUAUUGCACCAUCUCAUGCUUCUCACAUAUCUCAAGAACUGUUUGAUCAUGCCGUUCUCACCAAAGAUGUAAUUUUGACCAAAAUAUCUCAAACAACUUUACCCAUACAGUUAACUUCGAAAACGCGAAUAUCGAGUUGCAAAUUUGAGGAUAAGGAAGCGAUAACAUUACAUGAUCCUGGCUCACAAUGGGGGAAAAUCUGGAUAUUUGAUCUAAAUUCAUCUUUAACAGAAAACAUGAGGUUCAAAGCGUUGAAUAGUAGUCCAAUUUCACUCACAAAAAUAAUUGACAUCAAAUGGUCAUUGGUCAGUUGCUUCAGUGUUUAUGAAAGCGAGCUACUUAGCGGAUUUUUGAUGCUUCUGGGUAGUGCUAGAAAUGAGGUCACCUUGUAUAACCCGUUCCUAAACCUGACUUCAAGCUCCUUUCACUUGCCCUCGAACGAAAACCACACUUCACUCUACCACUCAAAAGACAACGCGGUCCUGACUAAUAUUGAUUCAGUGCCGGUGCAACUCCUCAUUGUUCCAGAGGUUACCAGCGUUAAACAUUACUUGCGAGCACUAAGCUAUCUUUGUGACCAGUUCACUUAUACCUAUGUGCUGCUUCUUUGGCAGGUAGCUCGUAAGAGCCUUUCCGAUGCACAGGAAGAAAACGCCGAUUUCGACGCUCUAAAGUACACACUACUGAGCUUUCUCCAUUUUGAAGACUGUCCUGAACAUGCAAAGAAGCAUUUGUCUGCCAUAAAGCAAUGUCCGAUUUAUAGCUCCUCAUUUGAUGGAGCUAGGUAUUUGCCCAAAAUUGUAAUGGGAAUGCACUUAAUCAGAGAGGAGUAUAAACUCAACCUUUUACAGAGAGACAAUGUACAGCAAACUGGGCGUCUUUUGUGCUUACUUACGCGCCUGAUGAACUGGCCCAGUUUUUGGCAAGAGUUUUACGGCGCUGAGGAAUCCAUAGAUGACAACUUUGUGCUGUCAAAUAAAAGAUUUGCGCACCCGCUGGACGAGCCUCCAUCAAUACUGAAAUCUCUUUACAGUGCGACGGAUGGAAGUUCCUUACCUGUGACACCAUUCAUAACAUUCUCUAGGUUACUAGAAGAAGGGUAUUUCGUUGACAACAUAGUUACGCCUCGUACUCACAAAAUGCUGCAACUAUUUGAGAGCUUUGAGACGAUGGACUAUUCCGAAACUAGUUUGCUGAACGUAAUGAACUCCUUGAAUAUCGAUCAAAAUGAGUUUGAGACCUAUCCAUUGGGAGUAUUCGCCCCUUUAAGGAGAGUUUUGAAGUCAAUUGAAAAACAAAUGAGCGACUCCGAUGCUGCUUUCGAUUUUACUCUAGUCGACCGCCUGGAUCUACAAAAAAACGGAAGGAUUCUCCUGUUUUUGGAAACCAAGAGCAAUCAAAACGCAAGGUGUUUUGCUCCCUUCCCGGAAGAAAAGCACAACACAAACUUAAAUUGGAAUUUUGGCGACUUGCGAGCCAUUAAGCCUAUCAAAGCAAUGGUCAAAGAAAUAAUAGAUUUGACGACAGACCAUUCUGAUGAUAAAGUUUCAAUUACAAAAAGUGGUGAGGAAGUCGGAGACGGGCAGACUUUGAAACGAAAUGCAUCUUUGAUAUUCUCUGAAGAUAGAAGAUUUUAUGAUGUCGUCGAACUUUUGGUAUACAAUAUUCCCCACAAGGUAAUGAUGCAUGUUGUGGAGAAAAGCUACACCAAAACUUUGAAGAAAAAGAGAAUUUAUUCGCAAAUAGUGGCGCUGCGAACUUUUGUCUCAGCUAUUGGUUGGGGUGCUGUAGCUUUCUCUACUGAAAGGCCUUUAGCUACUCAAAAAUGGCCUCGCAAUAAACUGAAUCUCCAUUGCACAUUUCCAGACAAGACGACAGUGACCGUGGAUCCUAAAACCUGCGACCCCAACUUGAUUUCCUGGGGUCAAUUCCAUGGAGGAGUAAGUUCAGGCCUCAAGAUUUCUCCAAAAUCAACAGGUAUUACUGGUAGCUGGAUAACUUUCACAAAACCUCCGGAACUUGAUGCACAACAUGGUGGGUUUCUUCUUGGCCUCGGCUUGAAUGGGCACUUGAAAAAUCUCGAAGAAUGGCAUGUUUACAACUAUCUUAGCCCCAAACAAACACAUACAAGUAUUGGUCUCAUGCUAGGUAUGAGUGCAAGUUUGAAGGGAACCAUGGAUCUCAAGUUAACUAAAGUUCUAAGUGUUCACAUUGUCGCGCUUCUGCCACAAGGUUCAAGUGAUCUCAAUGUUAAUUUCAGGGUACAAACAGCGGGUCUAAUAGGUGUUGGUCUUCUUUACCUAAGCUCUCAACACAGAAGAAUGACUGACAUGCUAUUCUCACAAGUUACUUCAUAUGUGAACAUUAAUGAGGAAGCCGUUCCAGACGAAGGUUACAGGCUUGCAGCAGGAAUAGCUCUAGGCCUGAUCAAUCUUGGCGCUGGCGCUAAGAUAUCGCAGUUUAGAAGAGAUGAUCCGAUGAGUGAUUUCGAUGGUAAGGGGAGCGAAGAAGAUGAAGUAAUAAACGAUUACACUGAGUUCAAGGCAAACGAUGGUAUGUUAGAUCCCAAAAUAACCGCUGGCCUGCUAAGUAUUAUAAGUGGUUCUCAUGAUACAGAAGAGAAUUGGAUGCCUGCAAACUCUCAAAUUGGGACAGUGGUUGCACUAAUGUUAAUCUACUUGAAAACAAACAAUCACACUGUUGCUGGAAGGCUGGCGCCCAGUUUCGAAGAAAUAAACGUGAAAUCGAGGCUCUAUAUGAGGCCAGAAUUAUUUAUGUACCGGGAAUGGGCAUGUCAUAUGAUCUUAUGGGAUCAUAUUGGUUACAGUUCCCAAUGGCUUUUCGAGGAACUGGAUCUCAGCACGCCUUUAACGCUCAACACGGAUUCCUUACCUCAAUUUUAUUGCAUAGCCGGCCGGGCAUUGGCCGUGGGGUUAAAAUUUGCAUCCACAGGUAACUUGACAGUCCGUGAUAAUCUCAUCUCCGUGAUCGACAAAAUGCUGCCACUAUAUCAGUGCUCCGUAGACAUGAGGUUAGACUUUCAACUGAGUAUAAAAGCUAUUGAUAUCUUAAUCAAUGUGCUAUUAGUUGCGUCGAGCAUGGUAAUGAGCGGUACUGGAGAUCUUUCCGUGCUUAGAAGGGUCAAAUACUUACAUGAAAACAUUACUGGCAAAUACUCAGACCUCUUUCGCACGACAACUGGGAAGCCAAAACCGAAGAACUCCAGGGCCAAUGAUGCGAUGUCUGUCGAUUCUUCUGAGGAUAUAGGCACAAAUGAAUAUACAAACCGUGGAGAAUUAGUUGAUGCCGAUGAUUCAGACAUUGAAGAUGAUUUGGAUAUCGGAGAUGAUCGAGUUGAGGAGGACGAAGAACAAGGUAACUUCACCGCAUCCGAUAACAUGAACGCAGGAGAUGCAGGAGAUGAUACACAUCACUGGAACGAUGAUGAAAAUCACUUUGGCAAAUAUAUGGCGACAAGCUUAUGCCUUGGGUUUUUGUUUCUUGGAUCUGGACAGUACGCUUUCAAGACUUCGAGCUUAGAGUCUCUAGCUUACCUCGCAAUAUCUGUGCUCCCUACUUACAUGAAGCCCUACUAUCUACAGGAAACUAAACAUUUUUGGAGUAUGGCUGUUGAGUAUAGAAGCUUGCUGAUUCGUAAUUCCAAGACAGGUGCAAGCUUGAACAAAGUGCCAGUGGAAGUGGUGCUGAAGCGAUCAAAAGGCGAAUCUAGCUCUACAGUGAUGAAACUGGACACACCCUGUUUGUUGCCAGAUGUAAGGAAGAUCAGGUCGAUAAAGGUGUCCUCACCCGACUACUACCCGGUUUCUCUCAACUUAAGCGGCGAACAGGAUUGCAGUAACUUUUUUAAUAAUGGUUGCGUUCUCUUUGUACCUCCGAAAGACGAGAGCGACGAGAACUGGGAGCAUGCUGAUGACAACGCUGAUAGAUGUCUGGAAGUGAAACACAUCAUUAAGAAAAAAGCUUUAACGCCAUCAUCCAAACAUUCGUCGAAUUCGCCACACCAAAGCGUAGUUCAACUAUUCAAACGCUUAGGAAUUACAAAUCAAGAGGCCUUAGAAUUUGGCAGUGAGGUUCGCAAGAGUGGAAAGAUACGAGAUCCGUCAGUAGACGAAAAUUUGUUAAUGUCAUGUCAGAACAGAGGCAAAAAUUAUCACCUUGAGCUUUGGAGACGACGUCACGGCUUCUAG